AUGCUUUUCAGUAGAGCCGUAAAUGUAUUACUAAGAGCCUAUAAACGAUGUCCGUACAAUGAAGUUUUGACCGUUUGUAAAAUUCGCUUGUGUACAUUUGAAGCACCAUUCAACGUUAUACAGUGUUCCGCUAGACCAAGUGUUUUUCUAGAUCCGUCAGAGUUUUUAGUUUCAGCUAGAAAGCCCUUGUACAAGGCAGUUAUAUUUGAUAAAGAUGGAACUAUUGUUUGCUUUAACUCAAUGUGGAUGCCUUGGGCAAGAACCAUCGCAAAAAACAUUUCUAGUGACAUAGCUCAGGACAUGAAUUCUGAGAUAUUGACUACUCUUGGGUGCUGCCCGAAAAAUCACAUUAUCAAUCCAGGUGUUUUAGCUGAAGGUACUGAAGAACAAAUAAUAAUUGCUCUAACAAACUUGUUAGUUUCCCAUGGCGUCACAAAAAGCAUGGCUCAGUCCACUGUGUUUAAACAUAUAAAAGCGUUAUCACUUUCACCUGAGCACGUUGUUCCGUUGGCCGAUAUAAAAAGCAUGAUAACUACAUUGAGACAACACUCAAUCAAGACAGCUAUUUGCACAUCCGACAGUCGCAAAGGGACAAUACAAGCUCUGGAAGUUUUAGGUGUUUUACACCUAUUAGAUGUCAUUGUUUGCGGUGAUGACCCUGAUAGACCUCCAAAACCUCAUCCAGAUAACGCGAAAUUCAUAUGUGAAAAACUUCAUGUAUCACCUGAAGAAACGGUUAUGGUAGGAGAUACCUCGACGGAUAUUGCUUUCGCAAAAAAUGCUAAUCUAGGUUUGUGUAUUGGUGUUUUAAGUGGGAUCGGUCAACAAAGUGGUUUGGAAGCAACUUGGCAUAAGUAUUCUGAAAUUGAGGGCAAAAACAAUUUAAAUGGAUCUAAAUCAUACAAUUUAAAAUCUAAAUUACAUAUUGUACCAUCUGUGGGCCAUAUAUUGCCACUCGUACUGCCUGAUCUCAAUCAACCGAUCAGACAGGUUUUACUUAGUAAAAACAGGUUAUAUCAAAAGCUGUCAAAUCAAAAGUUUAAACUGGUUAUUAUUGACAAAGAUGGGAGUUUUAUCAACGUACAUCCCCGUUGGGCUGAAUGGUGCGAGAAAGUUUGCAUGAGAUUAGGAGAAAAAGUGUCUCCUGAUCUAGCAUGUACAUUUUCAAACAUACUGGGUUACUCUUUCGAAACACGUAAAAUAUCUAAUGGUAUUUUAUCUGAAGGAUCUAUGGUGUUUAUUGAAGAGUGUCUACGGCACUUGCUCAUACUGAAAGGUUACGGAGUCAAGGAGUCUGAUGAGAUAGUAAAUCAGAUAUGGGUCUGUCCAAGCUCUAUACCUGGUAUAACUAUAUCAGAUACAAUUGAAACGGUUAAAAAACUCCGGGAAAUCGGUCUACGAGUAGCUAUAAAUAGCUCGGACAGUCGAAAAGCCUGCGACGAUUUCUUGUUGAGCGUAAAAUUGUACGACUACAUAGAUACUACGAUGUCAGCAGAAGAUGCCGGUUGUCAUCCAAAACCUUUGCCACAUACUGUGAUUCAAAUUAUUGACAAAGCUGGAUGUAAACCUGAAGAAACAGUCAUUGUCGGUGAUACACCUGCAGACGUAAUCUCUGGUCGGUCAGCCAAGGUUGGUCUUACUGUUGGACUGUUGUCUGGAUUUUCAUCAGCAACCGAUCUAAUCCCCUACUCAGACCUAAUUUUACCAAACUUAUCUCAUCUCCCCGAUCUAUUCAUUGAUUAA
Molecule: messenger RNA, 1743 nt
Organism: Schistosoma rodhaini
Lineage: Eukaryota; Metazoa; Platyhelminthes; Trematoda; Strigeidida; Schistosomatidae
Source: the annotation of a GenBank genome assembly